AUGUGGCAGUGUGCCAUCGUGACGCUGUUCGCGCUUAGUUUGCACGGUUACGCAAACGCACAGAUUGCGGACUCCCGGUGCCCACUGGUGGACAAUCCCCCGUUUCAUUUACCGCACGAAACAGACUGUACGCUGUUUUACACCUGCGCUUAUGGCAUGAAAUAUUUGAAGAAUUGCCCACCAAACCAACACUUCGGCUUUGCUAUACAACGGUGCGAUCAUCCCUACUUUGCCGAAUGUAACCUCGGAGGUGGAUUACCGACUACUACCCCACCCCCAACGCUGCCCACCACCGCCCCAACGCUGCCCACCACCGCCCCAACGCUCCCCACCACCGCUCCAACGCUCCCCACCACCGCUCCAACGCUCCCCACCACCGCUCCCACGCUCCCCACCGCAGCCCCUACCGUGCCUACGGUAGCUCCAACAGUAGCACCAACCCCUGCCCCUACGGUAGCACCUACCCCAGCACCAACCAUUCCAACGGCACCUACGCCAGGAGUUACUACUGUAACCACCCCACCUACUACUGUCGGACCUGAGGUACCAACGGCACCAACAAUUACAUCGGCACCAACGGCUGCACCAACGGCUGCACCAACGCUGCCGACGACUGCUCCAACAAUUCCAACGGCUCCAACGCCAGGUCCAACGAUCCCAACGGCUCCAACGCCAGGUCCAACCACCAGUGAUACUGCGCCUACACUUCCUACUGCUCCUACAGCUCCCACAGCUGCACCUCCCACUGCUCCCACUGCUCCCCCGGCUGUCUUGUUCAUACUGCUGACAUGCGACGACCAAUAUUACAACGCUACCACCGGCACAUGCACGAGUGAAGCGCCGGGAAGGUGCCAUCAGCGCAAAACGGAAAGUAUUACCAUCGACGGUGAGUCGUACUUCGGACGUGCCGUGGUGGAUCCGUGCACGACGCUAAGACCGGGUUUCAAACUGCCCCAUCCGGAAAACUGCGGGCUCUUCUACCAAUGUACACAGUCCGGGGCCGCACUGUUCGCUUGUCCGUCCAACCUGCUGUUCCACGCCACGAUGAAAGUUUGCGUGUGGCCACAGCAAGUGGAAUGUCACCCGGGAGCCGCUCAACCACCGACGACAACAACGGUGCAGACCGGCACGGACGACAGCAUCAAUAUUCCGGAUGAAAUCUGUGAGCCUGGGUGCUUCCUUGAUCUGCGGUGCCCGGUAGACUGUGAUCCGAUCGUCCCGCCGAAGGUUUUCCCCCACCCGAGCCGAUGCGAUGCGUACUUUACCUGCAACUCGCACGGCUAUUCGUGUGCCACCGAGUGUCCGAUCGGAACGUGGUUCAGCAGCUUUUUCCAACGCUGCGUCAUACCGGAGCUGGCGGAAUGCACACCGGUCGUACCACCCAUCUGUAAAAUACCAGACUGUGUGCCCCACCCGGACUGUCCGGUUCCUGAUACGGAUCCGCCGACGAAACUGCCCCAUCCGGAUCGCAGUGAUUGGUUUUACAUUUGUCGGGAUGGAUCUGCCUGUCAAAUGGCUUGUCCGCCUGGGCUAGAUUGGGAUUUUAUCACAAGGGAGUGCGAAAUUCCCUCGGAUCCGGAAACUCCAGAACCACCGAUCACUACAGAAGAACCAGUCACUACGACCACUACGGAAGAACCGAUUACUACGACCACUACGGAGGAACCAAUUACUACGACCACUACAGAAGAACCGAUUACUACUACCACUACAGAAGAACCGAUUACAACGACCACUACAGAAGAACCGAUUACAACGACCACUACAGAAGAACCAAUAACUACGACAACUACCGAAAUCAUUACCACACCGGGGGUGGAUUGCCCAACAUGUCCGCCCUCGAACUGCUUCCCGGACAACCGGUGCCCAAAGUGCGAAAAGUGCGUUCCUACCUACUUCCCGCAUGAAGACUGCGACAAGUUCUACAAGUGCAGCUUUGGGCUGAUCUGUGAAAUGAAAUGUCCGCCCGGUCUGCACUUCAACACACGCGAGAACGUAUGCGACUGGCCGGCACAGGCAGGAUGCGAAUAUCCACCAAUCAUCGAAGACCCGCCAGAGAAUGUGGCCUGCCAUCCGAACCCGCAAUGCCCGCCCGGCAACGGUGUGGAGGUGUUCCUGCCGCAUCCGGACAGCUGCACACAGUUCUACAAAUGCAGCUGGGGUAACGCGUGCCUGAAGGAGUGCCCGGAUGGGUUGCACUGGAGCACGACGAAGAUGCGCUGCGAGUGGCCGUUCCUUGCCGGCUGCGAUCCCGACAUACCACCGAACGAUCCAAACUGUCCGACGUGCCCGUGCAUUCCCUGCCGAUCGAACCGUAACGCCUGUCAUCCGUCGCAGCGCUGCCCGCCGGCUGGUAUGCGGUCUGUGUCGAUCAGCUUCAGCCACGAGCUGUACUGUAACCGAUUCUACGAGUGUCUUUCCGGGCAGGCCUGUAUCCUCGAGUGCCCAUAUGGUCUCGAGUACAGCGGCGGUGUGGGGCGAUGCGAUGAGCCUAGCAAAGCCCAAUGCAGCCGUUGGUGGAAGUAA
Messenger RNA from Anopheles marshallii, 2526 nucleotides. Its product is annotated as mucin-2-like. The record is from RefSeq and is a predicted model, not a curated record. NCBI's taxonomy places the organism in Eukaryota, Metazoa, Arthropoda, Insecta, Diptera, Culicidae. Gene Ontology annotation, cellular component: extracellular region. Gene Ontology annotation, molecular function: chitin binding. Bases 1 to 2526 code for a protein of 841 amino acids. The transcript has 2 exons.